This is a messenger RNA of Bombus impatiens (common eastern bumble bee), 1933 nucleotides long. RefSeq names its product formin-homology and zinc finger domains protein 1-like. The record is from RefSeq and is a predicted model, not a curated record. The coding region runs from base 821 to 1183 and encodes 120 amino acids. The transcript has 3 exons. NCBI's taxonomy places the organism in Eukaryota, Metazoa, Arthropoda, Insecta, Hymenoptera, Apidae.
UUCGCGGCUACUUGUUUAUUUUUUCCAUCGUGGAAUUCGAAAGGCCUAUCAAAGUCGAUUUAUCAACCAUAGACUAUAUCGUAGCACGAAAGAAAAUAAAAAUUUCCGGCGGUUACGUGAUUCGUACGCAAGAUGUACUUUGCAUGUACAUCGUCGUAUCGGUGACUAUACACGUAUCGUAAUAUUAUUCAUAAGCAAAAGUAUUUGUAACUAUAACGAAAAUCAGUAUAGUCUCACACUCUCGUAUGUUAUAGAGAGUUUCAGAGAGAUUCACAGAGUUUCACAGAGUUUUAGAUAGUUUUAGAGAGUUUUAGAAUGAUUUUGUAAGGAAUCAGUAUUACGCCCGAAGCAAACGUUUAUCGUCGUUUGAUUUCUUCGUUUAUAGAGAUCGUCGAUUAUGCUGUCGCGAUCGUCGUCGUAUCGUAUGAAGAGCGAAUAAUAUGAUAAGCGCGCAUUAUUAAUUAACGCGUGCCGUUGAACCUUCGUUUUUCGCUUUACAGUUUCCGUUUGUGUUCGCUAUUUGUAUUCGUUGUUCGAGAAGAAGGAUUCGAGUUAAACGCGAUCGACAAAAUUCUCGCGCGAAUUGAUUUUUAUCAACGUCAUAAAUAUUAUAACGUCGUUUAUCGAAAUAAGUAACAAAUGUUCUUUGUUAACUCGUCCGUGGACACAAUAAACGAUUCUAUAGGUUUUACCAGUGUACCAUAAACAUGGUCGUCCCCUUGUACGUAUCAGCGUUUGCUGAAAAGCAACUACGUAUGUGUAGCUUCUUCGUAUGGAAUGAAGUCGUGUCAACGUAACAGUGAGAAAGGAAAUUUCUCGAAUGUCAACGAUGCGUGUUAUCUCGUUAUUAUGGCCUUACAAAAACAUCUAUGCGUUCGAGCCAGAAAACCAACUCGCUCGAAGGAACGAUUGGCAACAACAGCAGCAGCAACGACAACAACAACAACAACAACAACAACAACAACAUCGUCAAGCUGGCAAUUCGGAUAUUCGAGAGAGAAAUUUCGUUUGCGUGGAGUGCGGCAAGGCAUACGCGGUUCACAGGUCGCUCUGGAGACACCUAAAGUUCGAAUGCGUCAAUGCCAAACCGAAAUUGGCGUGCGAUGCCUGCUCCUAUGAAAGUCCUCACAAAUGGUGCAUGGAGAAUCACAAAAAGAGACACCACAGCAACGUUUGCAAUUGAUAGUUUGUUCGUUCGCCUGUCUACGAAGAUCGAUGCACGAAUUGAACAACAUACCCGAUGCUUGCUCGUUACGAAGGAUAUUUUUAAGAAAAUUCUUAUCGCCUCGACCGCACGAAUGUAACCAACCCCGACAGUUUAUCUCUUCGAGUUAUGGAUUUUUCGUCCUAUUACACGAAAUAAAUUUUCUCCCAUGUUAGACGUCGACAACGACGUCCGAUUUGUGCGUGAUUACACGUUAAGACCGCUAAUGUUUCAAGGCAGCCCGAAUACCUGCGACAAGCCACUGUGUAUCAUAGUAUUUACAAACAUAGUUCUUUUUUUACUUUUUGCACGCGUAAAUAUUUAUGUACAAAAAUAUUUCCAUACGUAAGAAAGCAACUUGUAAGUAUUGUUAUUCAAUUUUUCUCGACCCUACGGAUAGAUCGAGCAGAAUGACUGCGAUAGAUGCAACGAAGCAUCUACUCGUUCUGCAACAAGUACUACGUAUAACGGUAUUUUUUAUUAAAUCGAAGCGUCCAAUGGGUGGUCUCGAGUUUGUACGUGACGACGAGGCGAUAACAGGCGACCUAGGGCGAAAUAACAACGAUCGAGUAACAAUGCGAAAGACGAGGGACAGCAAUCGUUGAUUUUGAUAAUUGGUUACACAUAGUGAUUUAGGCUUCGCAGUGAUUGAUUUAUCCGAAUUUUGCAAUCACGCUUGCGUUCGAGCCACGAUUACUUGAUUUCUGUAAUAAACCGAUUCCGCAGAAA